UGAUUAGGCUAUUCUAUCGAUGUGCGUCUCCGAUUUGGAAAAAUUUAGUUCAAAUAGUGCUGAAGCUUUGGAGCAGUUCUAUUUAUUUAUCCAUUCAAGUUGAUAUUGAUGAAAAAGGGACUGCCAUAUGAUUUCCAACCUUUCCUGUUCAAACAUUAACUUUUUCAGGAUGUCAUGAGGUAUGACAUUGUACAUGAAUUAUGUAUUUGCCAAAAAAUAAAUAAUAUACACAUGACACACCUGUAUAAUUUUUUUUUCAAAUUUGCAUUUAACAAUACAAAUCGACGUGUCCAUGCGGUUUCCUAAUACGCCCUCAUUUCUUUAUUGACGAAUUUAGUCUAUUGUCCAUUCAUUAUUUUGAUGAAUAAGUAAUGUUGAAAAUACAUAUAUUGCGAAGCUAUUAAGAUUUCCAUCUAUCCAACAUUAACAUAGAAUGAGGUUAUGUACGAAGUUUGAAGGUUAUGAAUAUAAACAACAUAAAAUGUUUAUUGGAAACUUAACUAUGAAGUAUUUCAAAUUUUAACAAUAAAAAUCUUAAAAAACAAUUUAAAUAAUGUCGAAUAAUAAAAGUCGCAGAAUAACUGUUAAAUACAAAUCAGCCAAUCCAUUGUUUGAAAAGUGGCUCAGGGAAUGGAAACAAGAAGCAGCUGAAAAACACUCCAAACAAGAAAAUAUUUUUAAUACAGCCCUAUAUUACUUAAAAAAGUAUCCUCUUAAAUGUGAAACAGGUCAAGAAUGCAAGAUAUUAAAAGGAUUUGGUAAUAAAUUAUGCAAAAUGUUAGAUGAUAAAUUACGUGCUUAUAAUUUGGAAUUGGCCAACAGUGGAAGUGAUUCGAUUGCUUCAGAUCACUUAGAAAAGGAGCAACAAUCUGCAUGUCAGAUUCGGGAGGUUAUCACUGAACAUUCAAACAAAAAUCUUCGCAGUACAUUAUCACAUAUAAACAAAGGAAAUAAAAAAGUUUCUAAAACAUCUGAAGCAACGAUAACAAAAACUUCAUCCGCUUCUUCUGUUAUCUCUGAUUUCUCUCAAGGACUUGAUAGUUCUCCAACAAAAGAACUUCCAAAUCUUGGAAAGAAAUCUAAGAAAGUGAUCAAAACUAUUUCUGGUACAUCUAGUAGUUCUGCAGAUUCCGAAGACUUUUAUAUUCUUGAACCUGGAAAUUUUGAUAUUAUUUUAUACGUUGAUACUGCAGAAACUGUAGGAAACAAUUCCAAUGAUCCAUUCUUAGUAGAAUUACAAAAAUUAUUAGGACCAAACCAAUUUGAAGUAAAGAAAUUGAAUGUAGGGGAUUAUAUCUGGAUAUGUCGCUGUAGAUCCACCCAAAAAGAAUUAGUACUGCCUUACAUAAUUGAGAGGAAAAGACUGGAUGAUUUUGCCAGUAGUAUUAAAGAUGGACGAUAUAAAGAACAGAAGUUUAGAUUGAAAAGAAGUGGAAUUGAGAAUAUAUAUUAUUUAAUAGAAAAUUAUCGCACUCACAGUUUGCCAAUAACUACUCUUCAACAGGCUACGUUCAAUACAGCUAUACAGGAUGGAUUUAAAAUCAAGAUGACAAACAAUUUGAAACAGACAGCAAAAUUGUUGAACCAAUUUUCUAAAAUAUUAACCUCUACUUUUCAUAGAAAAACUUUAAUCAAGUGUUCAAAGGAGAAUUUACCCAGUGUUAAUUUAAACGACGACUUGAUUUCAUUGAUAAGUUUUAAAGAAUUCAAUCAAAGUAGUUUGAAAAACAAACCUACGAAAGUAACAGAUUUGUUUAUUAAAAUGUUGAUUCAAUUACAUGGGGUAUCUGUAGAUAAAGCUUUAGUCAUUGUAGAGCGAUUCCCAACACCUGCAUUGUUGAAAAAGGCAUAUGAUGAAUGUGAAGAUGAAACAUCAAAAGAAACUCUUUUAGCAGAUGUUAAAUGUGGAAAUAGGAAACUUGGUUUGGCGUUAAGUAGGACUUUAUAUCAAUUAUUCAAUUUUGAGUCAUAUUAAUUACAUAUAUAUAGUAAAUAUUUAUUUUUAACUUGAAAUUAUCAAACCAUUAGGAAAUCGUUCACUGACGUAGACUGUGAAGCUGAUACUGUUCUAUUAUGGUAGUAGAAUCUAAGUUUGGUAAAUGCGCUGGAUACCUAUACGGCGGUAAUUCCUUGUAUUGUUUUUAUAAGCUGUUUUAUGGAAACAAUUACUUAUUUAUUCACGGCAUUCUAGGUGUUUAUUGAUGUUUAAAAAUAAGUGGUGAUAGUUUAGCAUCCAAAGUCGGUAAACAAAUGAUGUUAUAGUGAUCACAUGGAGAUAGUGAAAAGAAUACCAAAUGGUGAAUUUGAAUAAAUUUUAUAAGUGUUAGUGGAUAGUGAAUAGUUCAGUGAUAGAUAAAUUCUGCUUAAAUAAAUUCACCUCACUAUUUAAAAACUUCAAAAGUAUGAGAAAAACAUUAUAAUACAACAAUGGUAAACACCAGAACUUUCCAACUAUUUCAUGUAAACUUUCGCAAAACAGGAUUAGACUCUUUGUAAACAGUAAAAUUUUAAUAUAUUUGUAUGAGUGAAAUUACUGGAGAAAUAAAAUACCAAGGCACAGGAAUUGCUCGAUUCUCGUGUACUUUCCUCCAAUGGGUCCAACAAUUUCGAAUUAUUUUCCAAUUCUUUCUGCGUUAAUGUUGAUUAAUUGUAAUAAUUUGCAUUUAAACUAGUUUUUGGUCAUUUUAAGAACUGUAGUUUAUGGGCAAGAUUUGAAGAUCAAGUUUGAAAUUUCCACCGAAAAUUGAACGACACGUAUUGGAAACUGUAAUCAAAAUUUCGUUCUCGGUUAAGCCGGUUUUCCAUGCGUCCGAUUUCAGUUGAUAUGAAGAAAAAAAUAUAAAUUUCGGAAUAAAAUAUGUUCCUUAUGUCUUUUUUAUAAAACAGCAGAUUGAUUCUAAUCUCAACGGCUGAUAUUGCAACUUGAAAUACAAUACAAAAAUAACAAAAAA
Diorhabda sublineata is the source of this 2951-nucleotide messenger RNA. It is a transcript of the gene mus81, whose product is annotated as crossover junction endonuclease MUS81. Gene Ontology annotation, molecular function: DNA binding; 3'-flap endonuclease activity; crossover junction DNA endonuclease activity. The record is from RefSeq and is a predicted model, not a curated record. The transcript has 3 exons. Gene Ontology annotation, biological process: DNA catabolic process; resolution of meiotic recombination intermediates; mitotic intra-S DNA damage checkpoint signaling. Lineage: Eukaryota; Metazoa; Arthropoda; Insecta; Coleoptera; Chrysomelidae. Gene Ontology annotation, cellular component: Holliday junction resolvase complex; nucleus. Bases 554 to 1975 code for a protein of 473 amino acids.